AAAUACAAAUUAAAUAUUAGUAAAUCAACUUCGUACGUGGAAUAAAAAUUUAAAACAAAUAUUACAGCAUUUUUGUGUUUAGAUAUCUUUUCUUCAAAUACAAGAUUAAAUAAACUCUCGUACGGUAUCACCGUGACCUUACGUACUUAGUUCUUGACCAAGAUGACUAGAAAUACGUCUUGUUCUUGGUACUUGAAUAUUUCAUUCAACAGCUGAUAUGGUAUUGAAGUUGAUGAGAGAAAAAAAUAUCGCUAUUGAAAUUUGUCCAAUAUCAAACCAAGUUUUGGGCGCGGUCAAGUAAAGGAUCUCCGCAAUCAUACAGCAAAUAUAUUAUUUUCUCAUCACUCAAAAAUUAUUUUUAUAAACAAUUUAAAAUGUAAAAUUUGUUUUUUGAGUAAUUUUUAGUUUAUUAAUAUAAUUAAUUGAGUUUAUAGAAGUUGGUGAGCUGAUUGUUUAUUUUAUUUAUAUUAAUUUUUUGUUUUUUAAUUUUUAUACUGUAAACCUUAUCUUAAAGUGACAAGAGACCAACAAAUAUGCAUAAUUGAAAUUGUAAAACAAAUAUUAUAAAGUCAGCGUCAAUAUCUUUAUUUUUUUUCACAACUUUUACAGCUUUAUUUAAUUUUCAUGUCACUGACACUCAAGCACUUAUAUAAAACGUCAAUAAACAUAUAAAUUAAAUGAUAGAAACACAAUGAAUACAAUGCGUUAAAGUUAAAUAAAAUAAUCUAUAUUUAUACCAGCAUUAUGAUUUUAAUUUUAUAACUUUCAUUGUUAUUUUUGUCUGAAUGACUGUCUUGAUACCCGUAUAUUCAAUCUAAAUUAGAAUACCAAGUAAAUCUUCUUAGUAUUUGUGAUUAGUACUCGUAAUAAAUUCUAAGACUUUUUUGUUCAACUAUCUUUUCAUUGAGUUGUAACGAUAAAAAGAUUAAACAAUCUCAAGUGCGUCAGUUUAAUGAGCUCGAAUCUUGACCCUUGGAUAUCUACUCAGUUAACAUUUGAUCAUCAACAAAGACAGACUUGUUAACACAGUGACAACAAAUUUCUUUAUAUUUAAAAACAAUUUUUUUAAUUAUUUACAAACAUAACUUGUUAUUAUUAUUAACAUUAUUUUAACUGUUAAAUAAUAAUCUGACCCAAGUGUAAAAUCAAGGUGUACAUCUCCUUUGAAUAUAUAUAAAUGGAAUCAUCUUUAAAAAAAUUAUAUCGUUUUAUUAAUUUGUAUUAAUUGUUUUGCUGUUGAUGAUUGCAAUAUUCAGUUGAAAAUAGUUCAAGUUAUUUGUGUAUAUUGAAUAAACAUCGUGCAAACGUCCUGGUCCAUCAUCAUACUUUUAACUUGAUCAUAAUUAGUACAUUUUGGUAAAAAUUAUCAUCAUAAUAUCAUCAUCAUUAUCAUCACCAACAACAAAACAGUUAAUUUUGAUUUGUAAAAAAACCAGUUUUUGAUAAUGUUUACAUCUUUAUCAAACGUCAUCAAGCUCAUGGUGACGAUGAAAUUGAUAAUUUUAUCAUCAGCUCUCCCAGCUGAUAACUAUUGGAAUAAUCGUGCUGCUAUUCUUCAUGAAGAGGAGGUUCUUUCACUCGGUGGAAAUUUGACAUUUUUACCUGGUGAACGCUCAGCUAAUAAUAUUCUUAUGACAUUAAAAAAAAAAGAAAUUGAUGAAGGCUUUGUAAAACCAUCAAAAUUUUUGGCAUCUAAUAAUUUCAUUAAAGCCAAAAAUGAAAUUGAAAAAUCUGAUGUUUUUAAAAUUAUCAAACGAAUGCCAAAAGGUGCUGUACUUCAUUCACAUGAUACUGCUAUUGUUUCAGUUGACUGGGUUUACAAUGUAACUUUUCUAGAUAAUUUGUAUGUUUGUGAUUCAAAUGAUAAAUUAUUAUUGCAUUUUUUUGAUGAACCAAAAAAUGAUUGUGACUGGAAAUUACUGAGUGAUCUACGCAAAAAUACCGAGCUACUUGGUGAUUUAGAUGAAAGAAUUUUUCAAAAAAUGACAAUGGUAGUUGAUGAUCCUGAUAUGGCUUAUGCAGAUGUUGAUACAGCUUGGACAAAAUUUAUGGAUGUAUUUAUUUUUAUUGAGCCUUUGCUAACUUACAGACCAGUGUAUGAAGCACAUUAUUACGAGGGACUUAGACAACUGCAUGAAGACAAUGUCAUGUAUCUGGAAUUGAGAUCAUUGCUUCCGACACUUUAUGAGCUCGAUGGCACCACGUACACACCACUUGAACUUUGUGAAAUUUACAAAAAUGUUACAGACAAAUUUAAACUUGAUUAUCCUGAUUUCAUUGGAGCAAAGUUAAUUUAUGCACCAUUACGUUUUAUGAGUAUUGAUGAACUAAAAAAUGCUAUAAAUGAAACCAACAAGAUGAAGUUAAAAUUUCCAGAUUUUUUUGCUGGUUUUGAUCUUGUUGGUCAAGAGGACAAAGGAAUUCCUCUAAUUACAUAUGCUGAUGAGCUGAAAAAAAUGAGUAAUGAUAUUGAAAUGUAUUUUCAUGCUGGAGAAACAAAUUGGUAUGGUGCUAGCAUUGAUGAAAAUUUGCUUGAUGCUGUAUUGCUUGGUGCUAAACGAAUUGGACAUGGUUUUGCUAUUGUAAAACAUCCCAAGGUAUUGAAGAUGAUGAGAGAAAAAAAUAUUGCUAUUGAAAUUUGUCCAAUAUCAAAUCAAGUACUGGGCUUGGUCAAGGAUCUUCGUAAUCAUCCAGCAAAUAUAUUAUUUUCCGAGGGAUAUCCUGUUGUUGUAUCCAAUGAUGAUCCAGGUAUCUGGGGUGGCAAGGCUCUCAGUUAUGAUUUUUAUGAAGCAUUCAUGAGUCUUAUGUCUCGAAAUGCUGAUAUUCGUGCACUCAAACAACUUGCUAUGAAUUCAAUCACUUACAGUUCUCUCAAUGAAGACGACAAAAUAAAAGCAAUGGAUCUAUUCAAUCAAAAAUGGCUAGUUUUUGUUGAUGAACUCAAUAGUUAAAUUUAAUAUCUAGUACUCAAUAAACACUAUUUUUAAUAUAUUAUUUUAUAUUACCAAUUAAAAUUAUGAUUGACGAGAUGACUUGAGAUUAUUA
Molecule: messenger RNA, 3045 nt
Organism: Aphidius gifuensis
Lineage: Eukaryota; Metazoa; Arthropoda; Insecta; Hymenoptera; Braconidae
Product: adenosine deaminase 2-like
Exons: 4
Coding region: 1446-2951 (501 amino acids)
Biological process (GO): inosine biosynthetic process; adenosine catabolic process
Molecular function (GO): adenosine deaminase activity
Source: RefSeq, a predicted model, not a curated record